Vicia faba (fava bean) is the source of this 1164-nucleotide messenger RNA. Lineage: Eukaryota; Viridiplantae; Streptophyta; Magnoliopsida; Fabales; Fabaceae. The record is from the annotation of a GenBank genome assembly.
AUGGAUUCAGGUUCUUUGAGUUCUCCCGCCAUCAAGUCUCAGUCACGCUUUCCUCUCCAAGAACAAUUUCUCCAGAGAAAAAGUUCCCGAGAUAAUUUGGACAGAUUCAUACCGAAUAGAUCAGCGAUGGAUUUCGAUUAUGCUCACUACAUGUUGACAGAAGGGGCUAAAGGCAAGGAAAAUCCAGUUGCAUGCUCCCCAUCGAGAGAGGCUUACAGGAAGCAACUUGCAGAAUCCUUGAACAUGAACCGGACAAGAAUUCUGGCUUUCAAGAACAAGCCACCUACGCCAGUUGAUUUGAUCCCUCAUGAGAGUUCUUCAUCAACUCAUCAACAAGAUAAAACCCCUAAGCCCAAGCGAAUUAUUCCUCAGACUUCUGAGAGGACAUUAGAUGCUCCAGACCUUGUGGAUGACUAUUACCUCAAUUUAUUGGACUGGGGAAGUGCCAAUGUUCUUGCAAUAGCACUUGGAAACACAGUGUACUUAUGGGAUGCAUCAAACGGUUCCACUUCAGAACUCAUGACUGUCGAUGAUGAAGACGGCCCUGUCACAUCUGUAAGUUGGGCUCCUGAUGGGCGUCAUAUUGCUGUUGGUUUGAACAACUCUGAAGUGCAGCUAUGGGAUACAGCUUCAGAUAAGCAGUUGAGAACAUUGAGAGGUGGGCAUAGGCAGCGAGUCGGGUCAUUGGCAUGGAACAAUCACAUACUCACAACCGGCGGAAUGGAUGGUCAACAAUUAGCAAGUGGAGGGAAUGAUAAUCUACUUUAUAUCUGGGAUAGAGGUACGGCAUCUUCUACUUCCCCAACACAGUGGCUUCACAGGCUUGAAGAUCAUACAUCUGCAGUUAAGGCACUUGCUUGGUGUCCUUUCCAAGGGAAUUUGCUGGCUACUGGUGGAGGCAGUGGCGAUAGAAGCAUCAAGUUUUGGAAUACACACACAGGUGCAUGCUUGAAUUCAAUUGACACCGGGUCUCAGAUGGCAGAGCUGAAUGGUCACACUUCAAGAGUUCUUUAUAUGGCACAGAGCCCAGAUGGUUGCACAGUGGCAACAGCUGCUGCUGAUGAAACAUUGAGAUUCUGGAAUGCUUUUGGCACUCCCGAAGUAAUUGCCAAAGCUGCGCCAAAAGCUAGAGAGCCAUUUUCACAUUUGAGUCGUAUUCGAUAA